Messenger RNA from Aspergillus calidoustus, 1233 nucleotides. NCBI's taxonomy places the organism in Eukaryota, Fungi, Ascomycota, Eurotiomycetes, Eurotiales, Aspergillaceae. The record is from the annotation of a GenBank genome assembly.
AUGUCUUCGACAGCAACGCAGACACAGCUUGAGUCUCCCAAUGAGGUGGAUGACUUCAAGCUGAUCGAAGACAACAACCCGUCAAAAAUCUACAAUCAGUUUGCAGACCUCCGCUCAAGAUGUCCGGUCGCACACACGUCCGAGAUGGGUGGGUUCUAUCUCUUGACGCGAUAUGAGGAUGUGAAAGCUGCCGCGUCAGAUACAGAGACCUUCAUCUCUUCAGUGAAAGCUGUUAUCCCAAGUGAUCCUAGAGGAAUUCGGCGGCCACCCCUCAACACUGAUCCACCUGCGCAUACCCCGUAUCGGACAGCGUUGGAUCGCACACUGCGUCCAAAGAGACUCAGGAGAAUUGAGCCACUUCUUGUUGAACAUGCUGAGCGUGAGUUUGCAAAGCUUGUGGCUAAGGGAGGUGGCGAUAUUUGUGGUGAUUUUGCAGCAAUAUUUGCAGCCUGGGUCGAGACGACCUGGCUGAACUUGGAAGAAGACACGGCGCCGAUGCUUGCUACCACCGCUGCGGCUUGGGUGAAUGCGUGGCGGAGGCAAGACGGAAAGGAGACUACAGCACAGUCAGAAAAGCUAUAUGGUAUCGCCCGGAAGCUGUUUGCUGACCGGCGGAUUGCGCCGAGGGAUCCAGAGCAGGAUCCGGCUUCGUCAUUGCUGCAAGAGACAGACUCAAAUGGGCAGCCGCUGAAAGACGAGUUGUUGAUCGGCUGUCUCCGCCAAUCCCUCGUCGUUGGCAUGGUCGCGCCUCCACUGCUCUUCGGAGUCAUGUGCAAACACCUGUCCGAUGACAAGCAAUUGCAGAGGCGUCUUCGCUCCGAUCCAUCGCUUAUUCCCGCCGCCGUGGAAGAGUUUGUGCGGCUGUAUGUGCCAUAUCGCGGGUUCUGCCGGACGCCCUCGCGAGACAUCGAGCUCCGCGGGCGUUUGAUCCCAGCGAAAACACCGGUUGCUAUGACAUAUGCUGCCGCAAACAGAGAUCCCGAAGUGUUCGAGAAUCCAGAUGACUUUGUGUUAAACCGCCCCAACAUCACGUCGCAUCUAGGGUUCGGGCGUGGGCGACAUCGGUGUGCAGGGAUGCCAUUGGCGAGAAUGGCGCUUCAGAUCGGCCUUGCGGUGAUUCUUCGCCAGUCUGCCGACUUCGAGGUCAACAGGCCGCUAGAGUAUGCCGGUAUGCCAGAGAUGGGAAUUACCAGCUGCCCACUACGCAUCACGCCGAGAGAUCGCGUCGAGUAG